Molecule: messenger RNA, 636 nt
Organism: Naumovozyma castellii
Lineage: Eukaryota; Fungi; Ascomycota; Saccharomycetes; Saccharomycetales; Saccharomycetaceae
Gene: DCP1
Product: Dcp1p
Exons: 1
Coding region: 1-636 (211 amino acids)
Source: RefSeq, a predicted model, not a curated record
AUGACCUCCACUGCUACCUCCACCACGGAGCCCACACUCGACUUCUACAGAAAGGCCCUCAACUACAACGUCAUCGGCAGAUACGACCCGAAGAUCAAGCAGCUGCUCUUCCACACGCCACACGCUUCCAUCUACAAAUGGGACUUCAACAAGAACGAGUGGAACAAACUGGAAUACCAGGGCGUCCUCGCGAUCUACCUCCGUGACAUCUCGCAGGGCGGCGACCUCUUCAAUUUCGAAACAUCAAUGACCGAAAACAACAACAACACCUCCGCAAGCAUCAACAGCAACAACACCAACAACUUCCACCCCAGAGAUAAGGACCUCACCGUCUUGACGGGCAAAGAUAUAUAUAACUAUGGACUCAUAUUGCUGAACAGGAUAAACCCGGACAAUUUCUCCAUGGCCAUCGUCCCCAAUAGCGUCAUCAACAAGAGGAAAGUCUUUGAUGCCAUUGAUGACGGCCAUAACCCAUUGGAAUGCAUGGGCGUGGAAGUCAAGGACGAUCUGGUCAUUAUUAAAAAUUUGAAACAUGAAAUCUACGGGAUUUGGAUCCAUACUGUCGCAGAUAGACAGAAUAUUUACGAAUUAAUUAAAUACUUAUUGGAGAAUGAACCACAGGAUUCAUUCGCAUAG